Neohortaea acidophila is the source of this 1050-nucleotide messenger RNA. RefSeq lists its product as uncharacterized. Lineage: Eukaryota; Fungi; Ascomycota; Dothideomycetes; Mycosphaerellales; Teratosphaeriaceae. The transcript has 2 exons. Bases 1 to 1050 code for a protein of 349 amino acids. The record is from RefSeq and is a predicted model, not a curated record.
AUGUCUCCCGACAUCAACUCGCUGCCGCCGUCAUCGGCUGCAAACAUCCCACUUCAACAAAGACCGCGCCGCGUGUCUAUCACCACCUCUGACGCUUCCCUCGCCCGCCCUCCCUCCCCACGAUCCCCCUCUCUGUCAUCGCUACAGGCGGCAGCAACGAUCAACGCCGGCCUACAACGCUCGCCAAGCAACAGCUCUCCGGGAAACCGUGGCCCCGGUCUGGACAGAAGACGAUCUAGCCUCAUGAACAACCUCUCCAUCAACGACCCCACGACGCCCGGGCCCGGCGAACUACAGCAGUGCAAUGACAGCAAUAGGAGUAGUCCCCGGCUAGGAAGGAGGUCGAUCGCAUAUGGGACCGCAGAUCCCCACCACCAGCGCCAGCCGAGUCUGGGUGAGAUUCAUCAAGAGCUCGAGAAUGAACAGGAAGCACAAGUGAAUCGGCUGCUGCACAUGAUUCGCAUCCAGCAAGACCAAAUUGCGCAGAUCCAGAGACAACAGUCGCAGAGCCAGCCGGAUGCCUCGCCCGCCUCACCUGCGCUCCCCUCUCCAUCUUCCACGCUGAACACUCCCGCCACAAGUACCAACCACGUCGACAAUCCAUCUCCGCGCCGCUCCUCCAUCCCCGGGCUCCCUGCGUCGUACUCUCAUAUCAAUCGGCCCCACUCCCUCUCCCGACAAUCCUCCGCCCGCAUGUCGAAUGCCGGCACCAACAGUCAUAGCGGCUCGCCUGCACUACGCCCAGCCUCGGGUACUCUUGGGUCUUUGAAUGAAGACUUCUUCCUGGGCGGCACGCGGGAUGAGACUGCCUUCUAUCAAGCGGAGACGCAGAUGUUGACCCGCGAGAAUCAGAUGCUGAAGCAGCGAAUACGCGAUCUGGAGCGUCAGAUAUCCGACUUGAGCGGAUCGUUCAUCCCUACCGGUGGCAUUGUAGGUGGGCAUGCACACAGCCCCGCACAACAUUCCCCGCUCUCGACCACACCGGCCACAUUCGCCGGAGAAUCGAGGGCAGGCCUGGUCGCCCACAUCGAGCCAUCCACGAAACCCUGA